UGAAUUAACAGACCAAGAAGUUAGGCCUUUAUCACCCUCACCAGCUACUGGGAACAUUAAUUCACUCUAUGCUGAUGAUAAUUGUGAAGAAAAUCAGAUUGAAGAUGAAAAAUAUACUGAACUAUAUGAAGUCAAUACAGAAUUGGUAGAUAAUCCUUUAUUUGGUGGA
Molecule: messenger RNA, 169 nt
Organism: Entrophospora candida
Lineage: Eukaryota; Fungi; Glomeromycota; Glomeromycetes; Entrophosporales; Entrophosporaceae
Source: the annotation of a GenBank genome assembly